This is a messenger RNA of Trifolium pratense (red clover), 1446 nucleotides long. Its product is annotated as probable aspartic proteinase GIP2. The transcript has a single exon. The record is from RefSeq and is a predicted model, not a curated record. Gene Ontology annotation, biological process: proteolysis. NCBI's taxonomy places the organism in Eukaryota, Viridiplantae, Streptophyta, Magnoliopsida, Fabales, Fabaceae. Gene Ontology annotation, molecular function: aspartic-type endopeptidase activity. Bases 24 to 1298 code for a protein of 424 amino acids.
CCAUCUAUUAAGCUUAGCUCAUAAUGGCUUCUUUUGCUACUCUUUUCUCCUUUCUCACAAUAGCCCUUCUCUCAUUUUCUUGCUCAUCACAAUUCAUCUUACCAAUUGAAAAAGAUCCAUUAACAAAUCUCUUUUCAACUUCACUUGGAAUAGGAACACCUCAACACAAUUUCAAUCUAGUCAUUGAUCUUGGAGGACCAAUCCUAUGGUAUGAUUGCAACAAAAGUUACAACUCUUCAACCUACACUCCUCUCUCUUGUGACUCCAAUCUUUGUACUAAUGAUGCUGGUUGCACUAGCUGUGAUGGCCCUUUGAAACCAGGUUGCACAAACAAUACAUGUGGUGCAAACAUAAUCAACUCAUUAGUUAAUGCUAUAUUUUCAGGUGACACUGGCAAUGAUGUUUUGUUCAUAUCAAACACUAAAGUCUCAGGUUUUCUUUCUGGUUGCACUGACUCAGAUGCAUUUUCUGAUGAUUUUCCUCUUAAAAACUUACCAAAAACUAGUAAAGGUAUCUUAGGCCUUGCAAGAACACAACUUUCAUUAACAAAACAACUUUCAUUGUCUUCUAAUAAACUUCCUAACAAGUUUGCUCUUUGUUUACCAAGUUCUUCUAAACAUGGUAGUCUUUUCAUUGGUGGUGUACCUCAAAAAAGUUCUUUUUCAAAGCUUCAACUCACUACUAUUCCUCUUAUUAUCAACCCCUUUAGCACUGCUCCAAUAUUUACUGAAGGUGAUGCUUCUUAUGAAUAUUUUAUAGAUGUAAAAUCAAUUAAAAUUGGUGGUGAAGUACUUAACUUUAAGUCUUCACUUUUGUCCAUUGACAAUAAGGGUAAUGGUGGAACAAAAUUUAGCACCUUGAGUAACUUCACUGUGUUACAUAGUUCAAUAUUUAAACCACUUGUUAGAGAUUUUGGUAAGAAAGCUUCUGAUAAAAAAAUAAAGAAAGUGGCAUCAGUGGCACCAUUUGAAGCAUGUUUUGAUUUAAGCACUAUUGGUAGGACUAAUACUGGAUUGGAUGUGCCUAUAAUUGAUUUGGUGUUGGAAGGGGGUGUGGAAUGGACAAUUUUUGGAGGAAAUUCAAUAGUGUUGGUGAAUAAAAAUGUGGCAUGUCUUGGAUUUGUGGAUGGUGGUAAAGAGCCAAGAACAGCAGUUGUUAUUGGUGGGAACCUAUUGGAGGACAAUCUUUUGGAGUUUGAUUUAGUUUCUUCUAAAUUAGGAUUCAGUUCUUCCCUUCUCCUUCAGAAUGCAAGAUGUUCCAAUUCAGAAGGUAAUGGAAAUCUCAUUUCAAUUGAGUGAGAUUUUGAUGAGUUUAAAUAACUUUUGUUCUUUCCCUUUCAACUUAGUAAGAUGGUGAUUUGUAACUUUUGUCCUUUUCCUUUCUCUUUAUGAUUGUAACUUAUGUAUUGUUGACUAAGAAUCAAUGAAGUGCAUGCAUUUUGUUUUA